Messenger RNA from Arabidopsis thaliana (thale cress), 1047 nucleotides. RefSeq names its product Chitinase family protein. The coding region runs from base 82 to 879 and encodes 265 amino acids. The transcript is spliced from 2 exons. Lineage: Eukaryota; Viridiplantae; Streptophyta; Magnoliopsida; Brassicales; Brassicaceae. Gene Ontology annotation, molecular function: chitin binding; endochitinase activity; chitinase activity. Gene Ontology annotation, biological process: chitin catabolic process; carbohydrate metabolic process; cell wall macromolecule catabolic process. The record is from RefSeq and is marked reviewed.
CGGAAAUGACCAAUAUACCCAAUAUCUUUCAUCAUAUAAACCUCAAACUCUUCCCUCUCCUCAAACAACAAGAACCCAAAGAUGGCUCUCACAAAAAUCUUCUUAAUCCUUCUCCUAUCCCUCUUAGGUUUAUAUUCUGAAACCGUCAAAUCUCAAAACUGCGAUUGCGCCCCUAACCUAUGUUGCAGUCAGUUCGGUUAUUGCGGUACCACUGCAGAUUACUGUGGUUCUACGUGCCAAUCAGGUCCUUGUAGAGUCGGUGGACCCCCUACCGGUGCCGGUUUGGUUGGUAAUAUCGUGACACAAAUUUUCUUUAACAACAUUAUCAACCAAGCCGGUAAUGGAUGCGCGGGAAAAAGUUUUUACACCCGGGACUCUUUCAUUAACGCCACCAAUACUUUCCCCAGCUUUGCUAAUACCGUUACUAGACGUGAAAUUGCUACCAUGUUUGCUCAUUUCACUUACGAGACAGGACACUUCUGCUACAUAGAAGAGAUAAACGGGGCGUCACGUGUCAUGUGCGACCAGAACAACAGGCAAUAUCCAUGUGCACCGGCCAAGAGCUACCAUGGCCGUGGUCCGCUCCUACUAUCAUGGAACUUCAACUAUGGAGCAUGCGGCCAGAGUCUCGGCUUAGACCUCCUACGCCAGCCCGAGCUGGUGAGUAGUAACCCAGUCGUGGCUUUCAGGACGGCUCUGUGGUUUUGGAUGAAGAGCGUGAGGCCUGUAUUGAACCAGGGAUUUGGAGCCACCAUAAGAGCCAUCAGCGGUUUCGACUGUGACGGUAGGAACUUAGGUGGGGUGAACGCAAGGAUUGGCUACUAUAGAGACUAUUGUGGGCAGCUUGGUUUGGACCCUGGCGCCAACAUAACUUGCUAAAACGCUCUUGGGACAUACAUGGCACGAAAGUAUUAAAGGUGAAAUAAGAAGUGUUGUUGUAAUUGUAGUACUUUUUUUUUUUUUUUUUUUGAUAAAAAGCUAGAGUAAUCUUGUGAAGUGAAAUCACAUUAUUAAAAGAUUAAUAAAUCGACUUAUACAAAUAAAAUG